UUGAAAAGACCAGCACUUCUCUCGCCCUCUUCUGCUUGAUUUAUGGGAAAAGCUGCUUCUUUGAUGGAGAGGAAGCCCCACUUCUUCAAAGUCCUGCUUGGAGACUUCUCUCAGAGGCUGGGAAUUCCAGUGCAGUUUCUGAAGCAUAUAUCAACUGCAACAUCAAAAAGAGUUACCUUACAGGGUCCCAGUGGAAGAUGUUGGAAUGCAGAACUGGGCAAAAGCAGCAAAGGCACAUUCCUCUGCGGAGGGUGGGCAGAAUUUGCCGAGGACCAUGCACUCAGAGAGUAUGAGUUUUUGGUUUUCCAAUAUGAUGGGGAUUUUAUUUUUACUGUGAAAAUUUUCGGUGUGAAUGCAUGUGAGAGAGAGGAUUUAUUUACAGUAAUUCAGAGAAAAAGGCGGAAGUUAUAUGAGGUGAAAGAUAAAUCGAGACAACAUGUGGAAAGCUCAUUGGAUGUUGGCCGUGUUCUUCGGUCUCAAGUAAUAAAAAAAGUGGUACAUAAUGACGAUGUUUCUAUGCUGGGUCCUGAUGCUGACGGAGGAAAUUGUUUGGAACGUUCGGAAACUUUGAAGGAUGUCAAAAUCAAAUCAGAAUGUGAUGACCUCCCAAUUGGGAUAAUUCCUUCACCAAAAAAAGUCUAUAAAAGGAGUUGCUUUCAGAAAAGAAAGCUUGUGAUUCACGAAGAAAGAUCACAAGCACCGGAAACUGCCAACUCUUUCACAUCAAAAUUCCCUUUUGCAACAGUGAAGCUUUGUCGAUCUCAUAUCACACAGCCAUAUGUUAUGAGGCUGCCCUAUGCAUUUUCUCGCACACAUCUCCCUCGAAAGAAGUUAGUUUUGAUUAUGAAAGAUCCAAAUAUGAAGUCAUCGGAGGUCACUUACAUUCCACAAAAGGGAGAUGCUGAUUUCCUAUCAGCAGGUUGGCACAAUUUUUUCCGUGGCAAUGGCCUCAAGUUAGGUGACGUCUGUGUGUUUGAGCUUGUGAAACCACGUCAGCUUAAUGUUCACAUCUUCAGAUGAUCAAGAGCUCCAAAAUGUGGGUGAUACUAGUAUUCCUUCCUAAAAAAAAAAAAAGAAGCUGUGUUUGUGUUCAACUUUGUUUUGGCAUCAGAAAGAUCACUGUUAGUGUUCAACUUCGUUUUGUUUGUAGCAGUUGCACUUUGGCCUUUGUUUUGGUUGCAAGAUGGAAAUGGUUCAGUUUUAGAAGUUUUUCAUGUGUGUAUAUCAUCAUGGUGAUCAAGAUCUACUUAAUGCUAUUAAUGUUGUUGCU
Molecule: messenger RNA, 1270 nt
Organism: Dioscorea cayenensis subsp. rotundata (Guinea yam)
Lineage: Eukaryota; Viridiplantae; Streptophyta; Magnoliopsida; Dioscoreales; Dioscoreaceae
Product: B3 domain-containing protein Os01g0723500-like
Exons: 4
Coding region: 43-1020 (325 amino acids)
Molecular function (GO): DNA binding
Source: RefSeq, a predicted model, not a curated record